GUUUCCUGAUUCAUUACCGCUCAACUCCGCCCCUCUGACGCAGAGAUCCUCUGGAUGGGACUGGUCUUCGUCCGGAGACGCAGCACGACAGGAGGUGAGUUUAGUUUAGUUAAGCAGGCUGGCUUAUCAGGUCGGUGAUCAGUCAAUACGGUGAGCUCCGGAGAACCUGUUGAACGGGAGAAAAGCAUGGAAGAGACGGGCGGUGCUACUGCGUACGGGGCUUCACUCGCAGGAGGAGGUUUCGAUUUCUACAAGUUCAUCCGACAACCGCAAACAAUCGUGCGGAUACUGAGUUGGAUAUUUGCCCUGGUGGUGUUUGCCACCAUCACAACAGAGGGAUAUGUCAACUCUCCCCACAGUGCCAACGCAAUGUGCAUCUUCAACCAAAACGACUCAGCGUGUCAUUACGCUAUUGGCAUCGGGGUGAUCGCCUUCCUGGCAUGUGUUGGCUUCCUGGUGUUGGACGCUUACUUGCCUUUCAUGAGCAACGCACAGGAGAGGAAGUACGCUGUCAUUGCAGAUCUGGGAUUCUCAGGGGCGUGGUGCUUCCUUUGGUUUGUGUGUUUCUGCUUUUUGGCCAGUCAGUGGGCUAAAACUCAUGAUGUUGGGGGUGUCCCAGAGGACGCCGCUCGAGCCACGGUGGCCUUCUCAUUCUUCUCUAUCGCCACAUGGGGAAUCCUGACCUACUGUGCGCUGUGCCGUUUCCGCCGCGGUGUUAAUGAAGUAACCAUCCCCACCUACACAGAGCCGCCACCAGACCACAACGCCCCUUACCCUCCGACCUACGCCCCCACCUCCUACAACCCCACUACCUACACCCCUACCACAUACGCCGCCUAUCCCAGCAGUGUGCCCGACAUGCACCAGCAGCCGAACCCCCCGCCGCAAGGAGACGCUGGCUACCAGCCGCCCAGCUACUGAGACAAAGGGAGGUCACAUGGACCAGAUCAUCUGUUGGUACACUGACUGUAGUUGCACUGCACAGACCCAGAGCUACAUCAUAUUGAUGUGGUUCCACAUUUGAUUCAACACACUUUUCCAAGUGUUGUCCCAUUUGAGAGCCUGAGCAGUGCAACUGCAAGUUAGAGACGAGGGGCACUGCUGUUUACGUCAAAGGGUCGGCAGUCGGAUAUCAAGAUGUCAGGCUGACUGUUGAGAAUCUGACCUUAGACCUGUGUGCAAAGACGCAACUUUUUUUUACCUCAAAUGGGCUGAUCCUGAAGGGGAGUGGUGGAUAGAAUGUACCCUGGAGGUCAAAGGUCACAAACAAUGUGACUUUGUGAAUUAGUGAAUUAAGUGUUCCUCUUUACUCUCUGGUGGAACCUGUGAAUCUGCAUUUGUACAUAAAUUUCACCUUACAAAGCUUCCCUUUUAAUGGUUCUAUGUGCCUGAUUUUCUUUGCUUAUUCGGUUUAGUGUAUGUUUCCCCUUCAGUUCAUUUGUCUUUUAAGACCUUUAAACAGUUUAGGAUGUAUUAAAUAAACAGAUGAUUUUGUGAGAGUAGAGCACAGUUGGAAAAGACCACUAUAAAGCCAAAUGCCCACUGUGAUUUAGUUUGUUUGUAAAAGACGGUUUCUUUAGAGAUUAUUUAGUUAUUCGUGGCCAUUUGACCAUAAAAAAGCACAGGUGCCAAUCUGUAGAGGAGUUUAUUGGAUGUUCAUGGUCGGUGUUGCCCUUUAAACUUGUGUCUUACGUUCAGAUAGAAAGGAGGGAGGAGAAUGUAGUCAACUUAUUGAACAGCUUUAUCCACCAAGCAUGUCCUCAUACUGAAGAGUAACUUAUUAACUCCCAAAAACAAUGCUCCCUCAGAGCAGCCACACACUUCCUUCAAGGUCUUAGUGACAUUUAGUUUUCUGAACACUUCUGUUUACGGGCCUCUUUAUCUAAACUGUUGAAAGCAGACUGCCCCAGCUGUAUCUUUACCAAUGACAGAUUAACACCUGCAACAGUGAGAAUCAAAACAGCUGUCAUUAGACAGACUACUGGUUUACUCUGUUGAUUUGUUCCUGACAGAUUUUGAUCUAAACUGACUCUAGAUCUGCAAAUGACAGACCAGCAAUUGAAUGGGGUUAUAUAUAUAUCAAACAUGACUUGAUUUGUCAUUUGUGCCUUAAGGAGAAAUUUUAAAUCAAAGGGUUUUGGGGGAAGGAAAGUGAGUGAGUGUCAAAUGUGCCAUGAUUAAAUAUUAAAGCCAAGCUGUGCAUCACACUUCCCCUAUGUUUUUUUUUUGCAAAGGCUGAUUUUAAUGCUCUGGAAAAAUCAGUUGACUCUGUUCUUCAGUCAACAAUUAAAAUCCAUAUAUCUAUCUGCUGGUGAAGACUGCAGCUCGUCAUCACACAACUUAAAUCAAUUAACUGACAGGAAAUCUCUCAAUUGUGCCUUUUAGAUUUACUGUCCAAAUAUAGCUUUGUUAUGGUAACAAGGUAAUGCAAUUAAUAUUUUGUGGCACAUCUGACAUUUUUGCUAAAUUUAUUUGAUAUUUGUAAAUUUUCCAUUUAGAUUUCAUGAAGGUCCAUGUUUAAGAUUAGUGGAUGGGUGAUUUGUGAUGCUUAAAAUAGUUUUAUAAAAACUGGCAAAAACACUGGCGAGUUUGAUUUGUUUUUCUAUUUUCCUCUUAUGACGGUUGUUAAAUUGCCAUGUGCUCCCUUGUCUUUACUUUUUGUAAUGUCAGAAUAAAAUCAUCUACAGGCUGUUCAGUUAUA
Messenger RNA from Anoplopoma fimbria (sablefish), 2701 nucleotides. It is a transcript of the gene syngr2b, whose product is annotated as synaptogyrin 2b. Gene Ontology annotation, cellular component: neuromuscular junction; synaptic vesicle membrane. The record is from RefSeq and is a predicted model, not a curated record. Lineage: Eukaryota; Metazoa; Chordata; Actinopteri; Perciformes; Anoplopomatidae. Bases 187 to 921 code for a protein of 244 amino acids. The transcript is spliced from 4 exons.